AGUACAACCCAUUGAUGAUUACAUUUAUGUCAAACUGUUUAUACAAUGCUUUACAGCAAAGUUGUAAUACAUUGUUGUUGUAAUCAAUUGUUUGCAAACAUCUGAUAACAUGUGAAUCCCAUUGACUUAUUGACCGGUUAUGUGAACAACAAUUAAUUGUAAUUAUGUUAUCAAUAGUUAAUAAAACAAUGUUAGCAAACAUUAAACACAUUGUUAGUCGACACCAACAAUGUUGGCCAACAGGUCCGCUACGGUAUGUAGUGUCGGACACUGCGACAAACAGUGUCACUGAAUCAGCUAUGAAUUGUUGGCAAUUAAAUGCUUACUCCAAGACAUUGAACGACACAACACUGUCAUUGAAUAUCAAUUGUCACAAACCUAUUAUACAAAAGCCAACAGAAAUGUUGGUUCGUGUCAUGUCUUCCAGCGUUAAUCCCAUUGACUUAGCCAUGAGCUCGGGUUAUGGCCGAUCACUUCUGGAUGUGCUUCAGAUGACCACUGAUUAUGGAGUCGAUGCCAUCACAUAUGAUAGACUUCCACUUAUUUUAGGCCGAGAUUUUUGUGGUCAAGUAGUUGAAUGCGGGCAUCAAGUGGUUCAAUACAAAGUGGGAGAUAUGGUUUGGGGGGCUUUACCUCCCUUCUGGAGGUCUGGCACUCUCUCACAGUUCAUUGUCGCCGAUCAAAGCCAUUUAUGUCUAAAACCAAGCAAUUUAUCGGUCAUAGACUCAUCUGCGAUACCAUAUGUAGGACUGACCGCUUGGGCGGCUUUGCAUACAAUCGGAGGUUUGAAUCAAUUGAAUGCUCGUAAUAAAAGAGUUCUUAUACUAGGAGGUAGUGGAGGUGUCGGUUCAUUUGCUAUUCAAUUAUUGAAGACAUGGGGCGCACACGUGACCACCACAUGUGCUGCCGAUGCAAUUGAUUUUGUCGUUAGCAAUACCGGUGCCGAUGAAUGUGUUGAUUAUAAUUCAAAUGAUUUGAUCGGAUAUUUAGGAACUUUUGAUUUGGUACUAAACGCUGCUAGUAUUGGACAGCACCGGGAUUUAAAGCCAGAGUUUGGUGUCAAGUAUUUACGCAAAUGGAAAUCAGCAAAAUAUGUGACACUUUCUACACCCCUAUUGAAUAAUACCGAUCAGUUUGGACUUAUAAUAGGCAGUGGCUUAUCUGCAUUCACGGCUAUUAAGCAAACAAUGGAAAGUUGUAUCGAUGGUCACAGUGUUCGGUGGGCCUACUUUUGGCCCAACCCUUGCGCUCUCAAAACAAUCACCAAAUUAGUUGAGAAAAAUCACAUCAAAGCAAUUAUUGAAAAUAAAAUAUCUUUUAGUGAUAUACCUCUGGCUUUUAAUAGACUAGCGAGAGGUCACGCGAGGGGUAAAACAGUCAUUGAAAUUGAAUAAUAUUAAACAAAUUGGUUAAUACUGUAGUUUGCU
This is a messenger RNA of Oppia nitens, 1427 nucleotides long. Its product is annotated as reticulon-4-interacting protein 1 homolog, mitochondrial-like. Lineage: Eukaryota; Metazoa; Arthropoda; Arachnida; Sarcoptiformes; Oppiidae. Gene Ontology annotation, cellular component: mitochondrion. The record is from RefSeq and is a predicted model, not a curated record. The coding region runs from base 165 to 1394 and encodes 409 amino acids. The transcript is spliced from 3 exons. Gene Ontology annotation, molecular function: zinc ion binding; oxidoreductase activity.